UCAUCGUUGGAUUUCUGAAUUUUCGGGAUUUCAAUUAAUUAAAUAAAAGUCCUUUAUCAUCAUCGCAAAAAUCUGAACCGUGAUCGUGUGGGAGGAUUCUCGGUCUCUUUCGCGUAAGGACCUAGCAACGCGUGGUUGAGCGUCACGUCAGGCGGACGCCAUUCCGGUUUGAUCGAUAAUAAUUUCGCGUAAAAAUAAGGCGGUGUGUGGUUCUUAUGCUAGGAAGGCCUCUGCGACGAUUGCUGCCAGCUUUGUUCGUUCACAGCAACACCGGCAAACCGGCACUUGGACUCAUCGUUGCUAAGGACUACCAGCGGUUCCUAACUACCUCAGUCUCCUCGACGAACGACAAACGAAUGUCGCUGGAAGCUGCAAAACGGAGUGCCGCGUACAAGGCGGUCGAUGAGUACGUUAAGGACGACACAGUCGUAGGUAUCGGAUCGGGCUCGACCGUGGUUUACGCGGUGUUACGGAUUGCCGAGCGAGUGAAGGCCGAAGGACUGCAACUGGUGUGCAUACCGACGAGCUUCCAGGCCCGGCAGCUUAUCAUCGAGAAUGGGCUGGUGCUGGGCGAUUUGGAAAGCAAUCCGCAACUGGACUGUGCCAUCGACGGAGCCGACGAGGUGGACGCACAGAUGGUGCUGAUCAAGGGUGGCGGUGGUUGUCUGCUGCAGGAAAAGAUCGUAGCAUCCUGUGCCGAUCGGUUCGUGGUCAUUGCGGACUAUACGAAGGAUUCCACUCGUUUGGGCCAGCAGUACGACAAGGGCAUCCCCAUUGAGGUGGUCCCCAUGGCGUACGUACCGAUACGGGACCGCAUAGGCGCCAGUUUCGGAGGUAGUCUCAAGCUGCGUAUGGCCAUCGCAAAGGCAGGUCCGGUUGUGACGGAUAAUGGCAACUUUAUUCUGGAUUGGCACUUUGAGGACGACAAGGAUCACGAUUGGGAUGCAGUGAACCGUGAGAUAAUGAUGAUUCCUGGCGUUGUCGAGACGGGCCUGUUCGUUGGAAUGGCCAACAAGGCCUACUUCGGGCAGUCCGAUGGUUCGGUGACGGAGCGCGGCUCUUAAUGUGAACGGCCGGCCUUAUAUUUGCUAUUUUUUCCAUUUUUUUAUUCACUUCUGCCUGUGUCCUCCAAUUCUGUUCGCAGCCGGGAGGUUAUACAAUCGUAAUAAAUAGCAUUAAAACGGGA
Molecule: messenger RNA, 1186 nt
Organism: Anopheles darlingi
Lineage: Eukaryota; Metazoa; Arthropoda; Insecta; Diptera; Culicidae
Gene: Rpi
Product: ribose-5-phosphate isomerase
Exons: 2
Coding region: 216-1064 (282 amino acids)
Biological process (GO): D-ribose metabolic process; pentose-phosphate shunt, non-oxidative branch
Cellular component (GO): intracellular membrane-bounded organelle
Molecular function (GO): ribose-5-phosphate isomerase activity
Source: RefSeq, a predicted model, not a curated record